AUGUCACCCAAAUCUUCUAAAGCUUUCAAGGUUCCGUUCAGCCUGACGGGUAGCGACUACAAGCUUUUGUGUGGCUUCAUUAUCAAUAGCGAGAAGAUCAAGUAUGAUCUAGCAAGCGUUACCGAAUACAUGGGCUCAACAAGUCAACAAAGUACCCAGAUUCGCGUUAAUGCACUCUUGAGAAAACUUAGGCGCGAUGGUCACGAAAUCGCCGAAAAAUUGGAUGCGGAGGCCAAUGAAGCCAUACGGAAUGCGGUAGCCCCGGUCUCACACGUUAACCCGCGAAAGCGUGCCCGGGAAGACAACGGACCUGACAAUGAAAACCACAACGUCAAUAACCGCCACAACCCCGGCCUCUCAUCGUCUUCUUUGUUUGCGCGAACCCCCAGGCCUGCCCUGCCGCAGCAACAGGACCAGCAACAACACCAUUACCAGCAACCCCAGAAACAUCACGAAAUCCCUUUCGCUACUUACACCCACGGCUCCCGAGAGUUCCCGGUACCGGCCAAAACCCAUAUGUAUGAGACCCCCCCGCCGCCCUACACUCGCCUUGCCACUGCCGGUACUGGGGUGAUGAUCACUACUCCGGUCAUUAACUCGAGCCAUGCUGUCAAUCAGGGUAUGGGCGUGGGCAUGGCCAUGGGGUCCCUCUCUGGGGCAGAGAGACUCGGCAACGGAUUUCGACAAAGCUUGGACGGUGAUGGCUUUCCACUUGGUACCCAUCAUGUUGGAAACGAGUUGACCUUUGGUGCUCCCACUCGCUCAGCUCCCCUGGCCUACUCAAGCGACGCCAGGAACGGUUUUGGGGUGCACGGCAGCCAGAACAGCAACCGAGUCAACCGUCUAGAUGAAGGCUACAUGGGAAAUGUUGACACGGUAAACGGUAGUGCGAUGGGCUUUACUCGGCCUAACAGCCUGGGCUACAACCUCUCUGUGAAUAGCGCGACUUUCUACAACAACAACCUGCGUUUGGGGGAUACCUUACCAAGUCUGAUGGGCAAUGACUUAGCCAACGGUUUAAACGCAAUUCCCGGCAACUCUAGCAAUGACGCUGCGGUGGAUCGUGGCGUGCAACACAAUUCCUUCAACCCUCGCUUCAACCACCCAACUAACUCAAACGAAUUCUCGGUGAGCGUUCCUAUUACCACGGUUCCGCAUCCCGUCAAGCCUGUCUUUCAGCCAGGCUUCCAGCCCACCCAGAACUUCCAGGUGCCCGACCACCAGAUUGUCAACUUGAACGUUGACUUCCUCGGCAAAGAUGGAAACCAAAAUGGAAUCACGGCGGCAGCCACCCAGCCAAAUGGAGUACAACCGAAAGUGACAGUGUCUAUCCUCGAGCAACUACCUGUGCCCAUACCCAUGCCUGCCGCUGAAAAAACGCCCGAACGCAUACCUACACUCGUCAAUACAGCCGCAACUAUAGCAGAUGCAGACCCGAUCAUACUCCAGCAGCAGCAGGGGCAAGAUCAACCACAGGAGCAACAGCGGGCACCAGAGCAACAGUCUCUUCAAGAGGAAAUAGAUUCUUGGGAUCCCCUGUUUCACCAGGAUCAGGAGCAACUACCGCAGGGAGAGUUCGAUUCUGUGGAAGCCCAGGUCUUCUCUGCACUUUCUGCCGAGGGAUAUGGUAUCGAUUACCUGGAUCUAUAG
Messenger RNA from Neurospora crassa OR74A, 1650 nucleotides. RefSeq lists its product as hypothetical. NCBI's taxonomy places the organism in Eukaryota, Fungi, Ascomycota, Sordariomycetes, Sordariales, Sordariaceae. Bases 1 to 1650 code for a protein of 549 amino acids. The record is from RefSeq and is a predicted model, not a curated record. The transcript has 2 exons.